AUAAUACAACGUUUCCAGCAACACACAAGACAUUUGGGCCAGCUUCAAGCAAAAUGACGUCCCUACACGCACUGUCCCCUGCCAGCAACAUUCAAGCUUCGCGUUGUGUGCGCCGCGCACUCCCAGGCCAAGCUAGGUAUGCAUCUGUACUAGCCACACCCCGUCUACCCGGUCGCCGCACCGCGCCGAGCAGCACGCAGAACGAUGGGCCAAGCCCCUCCGCCAGGCCGGUGGUGCUGGCGCGCUCUCUCUUCGACAACCGGGGGAAAGACGACUUUGGUGACCGCAUCCUUGCGUCGAUACCCUUUCUACUGCCGCUGCUGGAUGGCCUGCCUUAUGCCAAGUUCAUAAUGAUCCAGUACCCCUUCGUGGCCCGUGCCUUCGCGCCCGUGGCCCCCCUGAUGUACAUCUACCACGCAUUCCCCUUCGCGCCGUUCCUGGUGUUCCUGGCCAUCUACGCCGGCAUUGUGAACAACCAGGGCCUGCCGCGCUUCGUGCGCUACCACGCCAUGCAGGCGGUGCUGCUGGACGUGCUGCUCAUUAUCCCGCAGGUCAUCCUCAACGACCUGUGGAAGGCGCCCACCGACCCCCUGGGACUGCAGGCCUACAUCACCGCCUACAACACGCUGUUCCUGUUCACGUCGGUCUGCGCCGCAUACGGCAUUGCCUCCUCGCUGGUGGGCGUGACGGCGCGGCUGCCCAUUGUGGCGGAGGCGGCGGACGUGCAGGUGCGCGACUGAGGGAGUAAAGGCGAGGAGCUGGAGGAGGAGCUGGGGAGGAGGAGGAGCAGCCGGAGAAGCAGCCGGAGGAGCUUAGGCAGAAGCGGGAGCGGAGGCAGAGGAGGAGCAGCAGCAGCAGCAGCAGCAGGAGGGGAGCUGGAGGACCGGAGCUGGAGGAGCAGGGCGCACGGGGGCAGCCGUGGCGGGCGCGCAGGCAGUGCAGGCUGCACGCACAAUGGCGGGCGCUGGCGGGCGCUAGCGGGCUCGGGGCAAGGAUGGCAGCGGCGCGUGGCGGCAGCGCUCUGCACCGGGGUCAGGCGCAGCAGCAGCUGGCAGGUUGCCACGUGCCGGUGUGUGUGUGUGUGCAGCCGGGAGCCGUACUUGCCCCUGCGGCCCGACACGCGAGCUGCACGCCCGGGCGUGUGCAGCACCCCGCACAGGCGGCGGUGGCGCGGGGUGGACACGGGCGGAGGCGGCGGUGGUGCCGGCCUGCCAGGUGGGAGGGAGGGAAGGGCACGAGGUGCCGCCAGCGCUGCUGGGAGUGGCCCGACGCAACGACAGGGAGGGGUGGGGAGCUCGAAGGGUUUGGCGGUUGGCCGGCAGUUGAAAGGCCGCGGCGGCCCCAGCAAAAUUUUGUAGCGUGUACCGGAACCACGCCAGGCCGGCAGUGGGUCAGGUGGGCUGUGUUGUAGUGGAGAGCGGAGAGCGGAGCGAGUGAACAACUUGGAGCGUGGGUCGUGCAAUCCAGGAGUUGCAGGUAGAGACGAGAGAUUUUGACGUGUUGAUUUGAAAAAGCUUCAUGCUUUUGUUUUUGGAGGGUGCAACCUGCAGGGAGGUAGUGAUGUAUGAUACGGUACGGUAUCGUUCAGGGCGCAUUGGUGCGGUGAGUGAGACGACAACACGGAACCAAAGAACGCCUGACAGGGAUAUCGAGAGGCCCGUCGACUGGCACAUAACCAUGUGGCCGAGGGGCCCCAGCCUGCCCCAGCCGCUGUCCCCACUCCUAUCAGAAGUGGACAUGGAUGUGGUUGCACGCUGGCGAGUGAGUGGCGGGUUGCGGCAGCUGUUUAAACAUGUGUAACACAGUGUGAGC
Chlamydomonas reinhardtii is the source of this 1812-nucleotide messenger RNA. RefSeq lists its product as uncharacterized. The record is from RefSeq and is a predicted model, not a curated record. The coding region runs from base 54 to 740 and encodes 228 amino acids. The transcript is spliced from 6 exons. NCBI's taxonomy places the organism in Eukaryota, Viridiplantae, Chlorophyta, Chlorophyceae, Chlamydomonadales, Chlamydomonadaceae.